AUGGAAAUAUCUAAGGAUACCCAUAUGUUAAGUCUUUCAGACACUGUGGAUAUUGUUCAUGAUCCGAUGUUUGAGGUGACUUGGACCGCAACAGAUAAAGAAAACCCCCGGGCCUGGUCAAUCUGGUAUAGAAGCUUUAUCGUCGCCUCUAUGUCCUUUUCGACUACCAUUGUGGUUAUAUACACGACAAUAUACACUUCUAGUGUUAAGGGGAUGCAAGACGCGUUCAACAUAUCCUCAGAAACCGUCGUUCUUCUUGGGCUUACCACCAAUUUAUUUGGCCUUGCAAUCGGAUCAGUCAUACUGUCAUCAUUAUCUGAGGUUUAUGGUCGACGUCCUGUAUAUCUGGUCUCUGUACUAUUGUUCGGGCUCUUGAUAUUGCCUGUCGCACUUGCCGAAAAUAUCGAAGCGGUUUUGAUCAGUAGAUUUUUCGGUGGGUUUUUCGGUGGAGUCAUGAUUUCUAGUGCACCAGGAAGUGUGACAGAUGUGACAGAUGAUAAAUAUCGAGCUUUAGCUUUGAGUUGCUGGAGUCUCGGAACCAUGAAUGGGCCAGUGCUUGGCCCGAUAAUUGGUGGAUUUCUCUUUCAAUACCUUGGAUGGCGCUGGAUAAACUGGUUGAUCUUAAUCUGCACCGGAAUUUCAUUAAUUCUCAUGGCCGCAGUCAAAGAGACUUAUGCACCUGCUCUUCUUCGUAAGCGCAGAAUAAAAAUGCAAGAACAGACUGGUGACUGUCGGUGGUGGUGCCGGUUUGAUCAUGAAGGAGGAAAUUAUCAAGUUUUGAAGAGUAACUUGAUCCGCCCUCUUCGAAUGAUUCUUUUUGAACCUAUCUGUAUAUUCUGGAAUCUUUACGUCGGGAUUGUCUAUGCUGUGCUGUUUCUAUGCUUUGUCGCAUAUCCCAUAAUAUUUGAAGAACAUCGUGGAUGGUCUCCGGGUUUGGCUGGACUCAGUUACUGUGGUAUUGGGACAGGUACAGCAAUUGCAGUCAUUUUAGAACCUGUCAUUCGAAGAAUCAUCGCGAUGCAUCGCUGCGACUCAAUGACGGGUCACCCUUCUCCUGAAGCAGCAGUAUUUGCAGUUUGCCUUGGAAGCAUACUUAUUCCCAUCGGGGAGUUCUGGUUCGCAUGGACAGCGGACCCUUCGGUUCACUGGAUCUGUCCAAUUCUUGCUGGUCUUCCUUUCGGGCUUGGAAAUGGCUUGGUUUUCAUUUAUGCAACAAACUACAUGGCUGGAAGCUAUCAAAUAUAUGCUGCAUCCGCAUUGGCAGGCAACUCCAUCGUACGUUAUGGGCUUGCGGGACUUCUUCCUCUCGCUGGAUCUAAACUGUACUAUAAAUUGGGACCCAACUGGGCCGGGACCAUGUUGGCGCUGAUUGAAGUUAUUUUAAUUCCCAUUCCAUUUUUCUUCUACAAAUUUGGUCACAAGAUUCGCUUACGAAGCUCUAUGAUUGUGAAGGAAAUAGUGACAUAG
Penicillium macrosclerotiorum is the source of this 1467-nucleotide messenger RNA. RefSeq names its product MFS transporter. The transcript has 4 exons. Gene Ontology annotation, biological process: transmembrane transport. Bases 1 to 1467 code for a protein of 488 amino acids. Gene Ontology annotation, molecular function: transmembrane transporter activity. The record is from RefSeq and is a predicted model, not a curated record. NCBI's taxonomy places the organism in Eukaryota, Fungi, Ascomycota, Eurotiomycetes, Eurotiales, Aspergillaceae.